Erigeron canadensis is the source of this 288-nucleotide messenger RNA. RefSeq names its product auxin-induced protein 15A-like. The transcript has a single exon. The coding region runs from base 1 to 288 and encodes 95 amino acids. Gene Ontology annotation, biological process: response to auxin. NCBI's taxonomy places the organism in Eukaryota, Viridiplantae, Streptophyta, Magnoliopsida, Asterales, Asteraceae. The record is from RefSeq and is a predicted model, not a curated record.
AUGGGAAUGGGAAUAAUCAAGAUCACUAAUGCUAAACAAAAGCUAAAUAAGAAGGGAUCUUUAGGUGCUAAUAAAGAUUUCCCAAAGAAAGGUCAUUUUGCAGUUUAUGUAGGUGAAAUGCAGAAGAGAUUUGUCAUCCCUUUAUCUACCUUAAACCAUCCUUUAUUCCGGGAUCUUUUACAUUGGGCCGAAGAAGAAUUUGGUUUCGACAACUCAGAGGGCGGUCUAAAAAUUCCGUGCAACGUUGAUUAUUUUGAAGGUCUAGUUUCGCUAAUAAGUUCUAGUUGA